UUUCCCCUCAAACCUCAGUCUGCCUCAUCUCCUGCCACAGCGACACAUCUCUCCAACUUCCAUCUCAUCUGAUUUUUAAGAAGUUUGACAGACAUCCGUCGAUGGCAUCAAAAAUGAAAGACAGGAAGAGAACUCCCAUCUCCCACAAAGUCAUAGAGAAGCGAAGACGGGACCGCAUUAAUCGCUGCCUUAACGAAUUAGGAAAAACUGUUCCAAUGGCACUAGCAAAACAGAACUCUGGAAAGCUGGAGAAGGCUGAAAUCUUGGAAAUGACAGUGCAGUACCUGCGAGCUCUCCACUCAGCGGAUUUCCCCCGCGGGAGAGAAAAAGGUGAACUGCUGGCUGAGUUUGCAAACUACUUCCACUACGGAUACCACGAGUGUAUGAAGAACCUGGUGCACUACCUGACCACAGAGGACAGGGCUGAAACCAAAGACAUCAAGUACGCACGGAUCCUCGCCUUCCUACAGUCUAAAUCCCGUGUGGUCACCGAGCCUGUGUUCGGCUCCGUCGGCUCCAUGCCCGAAACGUCUGACUACCUCAGCCAGCUGCACUCCUCCCCGGAGCACCAAAGCCACAGCCCGUCUGACUCCGUGUACCAGCAGAGUCCACCGGGACACUUCUCCUGGCACAGCUCGACCCGCAGCCCGGGCCUCUCAUACCCAGCAGUGCCGCUCUCUGCGCACACGCAGCAGCACGGUGGAUACUUGUCACCGGUGCAGGGACUCGAUCACCACUAUUUCAACUUCAUCGGUCACACGCACGCCAACACGUUCAGUUUGCACAGCGCGCAACACGCCAUGUAAA
This is a messenger RNA of Epinephelus fuscoguttatus (brown-marbled grouper), 807 nucleotides long. RefSeq names its product helt bHLH transcription factor (gene helt). Gene Ontology annotation, cellular component: nucleus. Gene Ontology annotation, molecular function: protein dimerization activity; RNA polymerase II cis-regulatory region sequence-specific DNA binding; DNA-binding transcription factor activity, RNA polymerase II-specific. Gene Ontology annotation, biological process: regulation of neurogenesis; regulation of transcription by RNA polymerase II; anterior/posterior pattern specification. The coding region runs from base 102 to 806 and encodes 234 amino acids. The transcript is spliced from 4 exons. Lineage: Eukaryota; Metazoa; Chordata; Actinopteri; Perciformes; Serranidae. The record is from RefSeq and is a predicted model, not a curated record.